AUGCGAUGCGCGAGCAAGGCCGCCGAGAGCGCGUCCGCACGUCUCUGUGCGGACGCCGAAGCAGAAACCGCAGCAACUGAUGUCUCAUCGGUUGCUGAAGCGACCCAGCAUGUGUCACUUGGUGACGCAGGCGCUGGUCAUGAAGACACUCAUGUCUUCACAGAGUACGAGCUCGGUGUCUCGUACUCUCCUGAUACGGAUGACGGAUCCGUAUCGACGGCGAUUGAAUCUAAGCCGCCUGCCAAGCGUGGCAUGGAUGAUGCUUUGCGUCACAGCAUCUUUGGUUCAUCUGAUGAAUCAGAUGAACCAUCGCCGUAG
Messenger RNA from Peronospora matthiolae, 318 nucleotides. NCBI's taxonomy places the organism in Eukaryota, Oomycota, Peronosporomycetes, Peronosporales, Peronosporaceae. The record is from the annotation of a GenBank genome assembly.